This is a messenger RNA of Microplitis demolitor, 2514 nucleotides long. RefSeq names its product E3 ubiquitin-protein ligase RFWD3 (gene Rfwd3). The record is from RefSeq and is a predicted model, not a curated record. Gene Ontology annotation, biological process: interstrand cross-link repair; protein ubiquitination. The transcript is spliced from 2 exons. Lineage: Eukaryota; Metazoa; Arthropoda; Insecta; Hymenoptera; Braconidae. Gene Ontology annotation, cellular component: nucleus. Bases 411 to 2369 code for a protein of 652 amino acids. Gene Ontology annotation, molecular function: protein binding; ubiquitin protein ligase activity.
UUUUUUAUAACGUAUAUGUUGUGUUUACAUGAUCCAUAUAAGUAGAACAAAAGAUUUCAUAUAUAUAUAUAUUUACAUAUAUCCGUAUUUUCACAGUUAUUAAUUAAUAAUUCAUCUAUUUGGCAGCUUUUUAUUUUAUUUAAAUUAUUACAAUAAUCAGCAUUAAUUUACGUUUUAAGUGAAAUUAAAUUUUAACAACAAUAAUUUUGUAAACCUGAAACACAGUAAGCUGAUGUGUGAUGUGAAAUAUAUUUAUUUAGUCAUCAGCUGUGUGUUGAUGUCAGAUAUUACGUUUAAGUGAACGUCAUUUUGUUAGAACUAUUUAUAAAAAAAAUAUUUACCGUUUAUUUGUCAAGGUUAGGCUGUCAAAAUAAAUUUAAACUGGCGAUUUGAUGGUUACAUAAAAGAAAAUGGAAUACAACGAAGUAGAGGGUCAAGUGGAGCUGGUGGAAGCUGUGGAACGAGUACCAACAAUAGGAAACGAAGUUGUGAUAGACAACAACCAAUUGUGGCAGCCAAUUGUCCCAGAAGCUGAAGCAGCUGGAUACAAUUACGCAGAACCAGCUGAGUGGCAAAAUGACCAGGAUGUCCAGGAAAUAGCAAUGAACCCUCUGGGUCAACCUCUUGAUCCAAAUGUUCAAAUGAACCAACCAGUCCCGCCACCACAAAACAUUCCCGCAGAAGAGGAUCCAGUCCCCUGGAACCCGAAUGAACGUGACCAUAAUUUUGCUCAACAGCAGCAGCAGCAGCCUGAGGAUCUUCCGGUGGCGGAGGUGGACAUUGCUGAGAUCGAGGCAGUGCCGGACCCGCCAAUCGUGGUGAUAGAUGACGACUCGGAUGAUACGCAGAAUCAAGACGUCGACGAGGAAAUUGAGAUGGCCAAGAAAAAGUUGAAACUUGAUAUCAAGACCAAGGAGGACAAGGCUGCUGAAGAAGACGAGGACAAUGAUACGGGACGACUGUGUCCAAUUUGCAUGGACUACUGGAGCAACAGCGGAGACCAUCGGCUGUGUUCGCUUCGUUGUGGUCAUCUCUUUGGGUACUCUUGUGUCCACAAAUGGCUGACGGUCGCUUGUACCUCGGGCAACCGUCGGUGUCCACAGUGUAAUAAAAAAGCCACGCAGAAGGACAUACGAGUGAUAUAUGCGACCAGUGUUUCAGUGAUAGACACCGUAGAGAUAGAUAUGCUGAAGAAGCAGCUUCUGGAGGUAAAUGCCGAGAAGAAUCGAAUCGAGCUCGAGCUCUCCAAUAGUCAGCUUCGUCAGCGGUCUUAUCUUGACCAAAUAGCAAACCUCCAGAAGCGGAUCGUCGAACUUGAGCGUCAGAAAUCAGACAUGUCGAUUCGGAUUAACGAGUCCAUGAGCUCGGUGGCCAAGAAGUUUCACCUGGACCACACUGUGGACAUUUGUAAAGAAGGCGGUUGCCGUGUGCUGGCCUACAACCCCUGGUACGGUUGUUUAGCAGUAUCACAGCUGUCGCGCAGUGCCUUAUUUACCGGUUACGGUGUUAAGAAAAUACUCACAGAUAAAUUCCAAGCGAUGCCACUGUUUAUGCUGCACACCCAGCAAAUACGAGACAUAGCUUUCCACCCGGUCCAACAGUCGCUGUUGCUGAGCAUCAGCUUUGAUCGCACUGCCAAGCUGAUGGACGUUCAAAACAACGUUACUGUCCACGGGUACCCGAUAGACUCCCAGGGCUGGAGUUGCUGCUGGUCAGGCGACAACCCGAACAUCUUCCACGCAGGGACCCAGAAAGGCUCAAUUGUUCAGUUUGACAUCAGGCAAACUUCCGGGGCCGUCGACACCAUUGAAAGUCCUGGUGACAGAUCCCCCGUAGUGUCUCUGUCUACCGUUCCGCCGAAUUCCUCAACGGGUCUGAUCCGAGGCGGAUUCAUAGCCACUAGAUUGAACACCUGCUUCGCUUACGAGCCCUGGAACAAUGUAUAUGUGCCCAAGCAAAUGUUCCUCGAGGGCCCCUUCAUGUCAAUACGCUACGACGAAAAAAAUCACCACGCGUUAGUCUCCUCGAGACCAAACUCACGGCAGCCACAAUCCAGACACCUCGUACUCUCCCUUGAGGCUGGCAACGAGAACUCUGUCGUCUGCAACAUUGUCCACACUUUCCACGCAGGCAACUCCCAAAAACUUAUGUCCAGGCCUUGCCAUGUAAACCUGCAAGACGACACUCUCGUGGCAGCCCACCAAGAAAACACCAGAAGUAUUCCUCUGUGGAGUAUUGGAACCGGAAAGCAGCUCCACAGCAUCCAAGCCCAUGAUCCCGCGCUAGACUUGGUCUCCUUUGCAACAAAUGACAAAACUUUCUUGGCUUCUUUGUCGGAAAAGAAGCUACGGCUUUAUAAUUACGACUAGUGUAUACUUAUAAAUAAAAUAAAAAUUUAAUAAUCAUGAUAUUGAUGUAAAUGAUUACCAUUUACGUGCUAACACUUGUACAAAGACAUUUUAAUUUUUUAAAUAAUGUACAAAAUUAUUUACAUUCAUUAAACUAUUAAAUUCA